CCAACCGACCGUCGCCUUUCGCUGCCUCCUAGCGCCACCUGGCGGCUGCCUCCCACAUCGCAGCCUUGAGCCCCGGCUCUGCUUAGCCGGCGGCGAAAUGGACACGGCUGUUACUGGGAGCGAGGAGUCGGGCGUCGCGGAAGGGCCCGUGGAGGCAGCAGCGGGGCGGGAAGAUGGCGGCUGCGAGGGUCUGUGGGAGCUGCCCGUGGAGCGCUGCGUGAGGCGGGCCGAGUGCGGGCGCUGUAGCCGUCCUCAGAAGGUGUGUUUGUGUCCAUUCUUCCCUGUACAUCCUCUAAAAGUCUCCACCUGCUUGUAUAUAAUUCAGCAUCCAGCGGAGGAAAGUCGAGUAUUACGGACAGUGCCUCUUCUAGCUGCUUGCCUCCCUGGAGACAAGUGUAAAAUCUUGAUUGGCCGACGUUUUGGUGAAGAUAGGUAUCCUGAAUUAGCAGCCGUGUGCCGAAAUUCUAGUACUCUAAUUCUGUAUCCUGGAGCUGAAGCAGCUAAUUUGGAAGAAUUGGCUUUGAUCUUCCCAAGUCCGUCCACAAUCAUCAUCAUUGAUGGAACAUGGAGUCAGGCUAAAGAUAUAUUCUACAAAAACUCUCUUUUCCGGCUUCCCAAGCAGGUGCAAUUGAAAACAAGCAUUUCAAGUCAAUAUGUAAUUCGUACCCAGCCAACAAACACCUGCCUUUCUACACUUGAAUGUGCAGCUAUUGCCCUUGCCAUCAUGGAAAAAAAUGAUGGUAUUCAGGAGACUAUACUCCGCCCUCUUCAAGCUUUGUGCUCUUUCCAACUUCAGCAUGGUGCCCAGAUCCAUCACAGCAAGGAGCAUCUUCUUAAAAAUGGUUUAUAUGACAAACCCAUGCCAAAGAAUAAACGCAAGCUCAGGAGAAUGGAACUCUUAGUGAAUAAUGUUAAAAUCUAGAAAGACUGCACACACAGUACUAUGGAAUUAAUUUUUUUAUAGCUAACAAACACAGUUUAAUAUUGGAUUGUUCCAAAUAGCCAUCCAUAUGGUAAUAGACCUUUUAAACCCUUUGUAUUCAGGAGGCUUCCUGUCAAUAAUGCCAACUACAGUAAUAGGCAGCAUGUUUAGUUCUGUUGUUAUACUAGGCCAGGUGUCUUUGUUCAACUGAUAACCCCCUGUGGAGGGGAGGAAAACUGCAGUGAAUAAUUUAGAGCUAUGUUGUCUCUAGAGUCAGUGUAUGAUCCUCAUUAAGACUGGAUAGAUUUACUUUGGGGAAGCUUUUUCUCAGUACUGAAGAACAGACAGUCUGUUUAAGUAGAUUGUGGUAAGGGUAAGGAUCCAGUAUUUGGAAGAAUAUUGAAUUACUUCUCAGCAUUUUAAUUUUAAUCAUUAAUUACAAUAGGGUAUAACUAUAAAUUCCUAUAUUAGUUAGUUAAUCUGAACAUAAGGAAAUGUGAUGUGGGCAUUUUUGUUUUAGUUUUGUGAGGCGUUUAUUAUUUUACUAGUCUGUUAACUUGUUAUGGAUUUAUAUCCAUGUUAUUGUGCAGUCAUACUUACUUAGAGCCUGUCUGCAGUUUUCAAGGGUUUUGCUUGGCUGAGAUAGGCCAAUAUAUUUUGUUCAGAUUUUAAUAAAAAAGAAAAUAUGGAAAUGAAGAUGGAGCUAAGCUUUUAUCUGAAUUGUAGACCAGGUUCUGCACUCCAUACUUGGGCAAAACUCCCCUUGUCUGUAGAAUUUGGCCCAAAGAGUAUAUGCAGUAUACCACAUCUUGUUUAAUCCCUUUGAUUUUGGAAUUUACAUGUAUUCCUGCAGAAGUGUCUGUUGAAACCCUUUCAGAAUUGAGUAGUCUAGCCAGACUGUAAAAAUAUGUUUGCAGAUGCAUCAAAUCUUGUGGCAAAAUGAUUCUCUUUUUUUCAGCAAUUGUGGCACUGCAGUGUUGCUGCCAGCAGUGGAAGCACUAGUGAAGACAAGGAUCAGAUAUUUUUAUUUGCAUCAUGAAGCAGGUUUUCAUGACGAAAACUAGUGAUAUUAGGGCUUUACCACAGUGAAAACCUGCUUUAUGAAACCGUGGUAGUAAAAGUGCCUGAUCCCUGUCCUGACUAGUGGUUCCACUAUAAGUGCCAGCAGUGCACUAGAUAAGGCCUAUUCUUAGGCCUUAUCUAGUCUAGGGUAUUUUUCCCAUAAUUUAUGACUGCUGCUCCCACUGGACUCUUAAGUGGUCACCAGUGUUUUAACAACUGUGGAUUUGUCUAUAUUAAGAGAUCAAGUUUAUGUCAGGACUAGCUAAGAUGUUGGCUAACCAUGACCUUUUCUUUAGUCUAGAUGCUAUUUAGAUAAAUCCCAUGUCUGCGGCUAACACUGGUACAGCUGAACUGGUGAUAGCGACAAUGAGACAUUAGGAGCAGAAAGACUAAUGUAGACACCCUUACUGUAGAAGCACAUUCUCUAGUGAAACAGGCAAGAAUUCCUGUUUAAGUAGUAAUUAAGCUCUGUGGGUUAACACCACAUUGACUAGAAUGGAGGAUGUUUCCACUUGCUGCUAUUGUUUCAGUUUACCUUGUUUCAGAUUCAGUGGGACAGCAGUGCAUCCUUCAGUUUACACCGUGAUGGUUAUUUUCCCUAACAGAAGGGUUAAAUAUUUCUAUUCACAAAAUGUAAGUUCAAGUUCUGGAGAACAGAGGAAAAUCUGUGUUAAUACUCUAAAUUCACAAACAAUUGAAGUCUUAGUGGAUCAAAGAAAUAGUCUACUUAAUUGAGUUAUAAUCCUACAUGAAGUACUUCAGUACAGUACAGUAUGUGAAUUGAAGGUUUUUUUCAAUCCUGCAUAAGGGUCAAAUUUUCCAGUGUUUUUAUGAGAGACUUUUAUUGAUGUGAAUAAUCUCAUUGAUGUGGGGCUACUCCCAUGAGUAAGUAUUACUUAAGUGAGUAAUGUUUGUAGGAUCAAGCCCUAAUGUUGGACAAGUGGAUGUCUGUUGCAGUCAAGUCUGCAGUACUGUCUGUACCAUACUAGUAGAUCACUAUGCAACAGUUAUUUUAAAAAUGAAAAAAAAUGAAGUUAUUUGUUAUGCUUCAGUUACUAGAAUCCUAAAAUUUUACUUUCUUUGAGGAUUUUGUCGUUUUUAGUUUAACUGGGAUGGGCAUCUAGUUGCUACACAGUUGUCACAUGAAGUUACAUCAAAGCUGAUCACAUUUUUUUGUUCAUUACCAUUUUACAAAGAGCUAACACUUAAUUUGAUUAAAGCUGUUUUAUCUUCUUCCUCUAUUUUAAAAACCAAUUCUGUUGCUGCAGUCCUUUCUUGAAAACCAAGCAGAAUAUAUUCUCAAAUAAUAUUUCUUCACGUCUUCUAUUCUUUCUGAGCACCUUUUUCAUUAAUCUUUUCUGGGCACAAAGACAUUUAGAGCCUAAUUUUCAGGUAGGCCUCAAACCAGUAUCUUUUUUUUUUUUUGUAGGCCUAAUUUUGCACCUUCAAAUAAUUGGGUUUUAAAUUAAUCACAGGUGCAAGUAAUAUCUGAUUUGUGUGUGCGAAAAGUGGUAUAACUAUCACUUUUGCCUCCAAUUUAUUAUGGACCCCAAAAUUCAAGCAGAAUUAUUUGCAGAUAUAACAUUGUGCAUGUAAAGAUGGCCCUUAAGCUAUUAUUCUUGUAAACAGAAUUUUGAUUGGUUCUAUAUACUGAAUUGUUACUGUUUAAUUUCAAUAUUUUAUGUUACAUGAAAGUGUCAUGCAGGUUGAUCAGUUGUGAGUUUAUUUUCAGAUUUUUAUAUUUUUGGUGAUACUGUAUAGCUUUUUAAACAAAAUUAUGUGCAUUAACAAACAUUUUCAGAAUUUAGCAAUCUUGUCUUCAGGCCAACGGGGAUCAAACUUGGAAGUUAUAUUUUAAUAUAUGACAGUUAUCUCAAGAAAAGAUACUACACAAAUUCUUAAAUCUUUUUAUUGUGAGAGAGCUUGAAGAGCUGUCACCUAAUUUCUGUAAGAAAUUUUAAUUAAAGUAAGUUUAUUUUGCAUUUUUAUUAUUUACUUUCAUGGUUAUCCACUCUUCAUUUGUUAAUUACCAAAAGAUUCUUGGGAGUUUAAAACAGCAGUCUAACAGAGAAGUGAACUUUUAAAAAUGUAUUUAAUACAGUGUAUUUUCUUUUAAUGUUUGUUUUUCUCCCUUUGUCAGCUUUGCACUUUUAAAUGUUGCUGUAUAAAUACAGUCUGCCCUCUACAUUCCACUGAAUGGGGAAUUGGUGACAUUGUAGUACAUAUGCUGAUGACGUUGAUAUCAAAUUUUGGUGAAAAAAGAUGUAAUUCCAUAAAAUAUUGUAAACUGACAACGUUUCCAGUACAAGAUGUUGGAUACAAAAGUUAUAUGUGAUUGUGUGAUUGCGAAAACUACAUAUUUACUUUUUUUUUUUUUUUUUUUUUAAAGGUAUUUCUGAGCCCUCUUAUUUUUAUUUUCUCUUUGUAGAAGAAUGUAUUCUAGAAAGCUUUCAAAUUUCAAGAUAAAGUUGGUCCAGGAAGAACAUGACAUGAUUUGUUACCUGCAGGACUUUAUGCCCAUUGCAUUCUAACAUCUUACAAAUUCCAUCUGUUGUCAAAAUAUUAGAAAGCAGUUAGUGUUUCAUUAGUUUUCUGUUUUAAAAAAUGUUCAAAUGAUUUGAUAAAAGACAAAAUUUAUUUUUAGACUAAAAGUUUUUCUUCUGUAAUGCUAAAAUGGAUUAAAAAGAUGCUCAUGCUGUA
Molecule: messenger RNA, 4684 nt
Organism: Malaclemys terrapin pileata
Lineage: Eukaryota; Metazoa; Chordata; Testudines; Emydidae
Gene: DTWD2
Product: DTW domain containing 2
Exons: 6
Coding region: 98-922 (274 amino acids)
Source: RefSeq, a predicted model, not a curated record